This is a messenger RNA of Aspergillus nidulans FGSC A4, 1632 nucleotides long. RefSeq lists its product as uncharacterized. The transcript has 9 exons. Lineage: Eukaryota; Fungi; Ascomycota; Eurotiomycetes; Eurotiales; Aspergillaceae. The record is from RefSeq and is a predicted model, not a curated record. The coding region runs from base 1 to 1632 and encodes 543 amino acids.
AUGCGCGCUUCAUUCAUCCGUAGAAUAACCUUCGCGUUGGAUGAGAUGCAAGGGGACGAGGCUCUCGGUAGGCUGCUGGCCCUUCCGCGUCAGGUCAACCAUGUCGUGGUCUAUGGCCCAAAUACCGGAGUUGACGCAGACCUCGUCCAGCUCCUGGCUGACCUGGCUCGAGGGGCAGUGGUACCUUUUUUGCCAACUGGUAUCGUGCCGGAAGAGGCACUGCAUAUUUCCCGGCAAUACGAGUCCAGCACUGUCCUGGCCAGUCAAAACCACCUUCAGGCAGCUAAAAGCAUCCGAGAUUAUGCCGUUUCUCAUGGUUUUCCCGUCGUGGUGUUUCCAAUCCAGAUCAAAACGUCGCCAGCCAUCGAACUUGAUAGCCCAGCAUCGGCAUUAUAUCCUAGUCUGGAUAUUCCUGAGGCUCAUCCUGGCCUGCUCCUUCUCACGUCGGGCUCAACAGGUUCUCCUAAAGGGGUGGUGCAUCCACGACGUCUGUUCUAUGAACUGCACAGAAGCGGCUCGUCAGGUGAGGUGCUCCUGAACCACAGGCCUCCGCACUGGGCCGGCGCUAUUCUCCCAUUAUUUCGGCAACUUCUGGCCGGCGCCCGCAUAGAGGCCAUUGCUUCUGAGCCCUUCGUUCUUUGGGAACGUUUGCGAGUAGGCGGGGUGACUCUGCUCAUGGGGCCGCCACGUUUCUGGAUCCUGAUGAUGAGUUACUAUCAGGACCAUAUUACGCUCAAGUUGCCAUUGAGAGAGGUCGAGGGAUACCUCUGCGGAGCCCAGCGGCUUCGCUGUGCCCGUGUGAGCGGCAUGAUGCCACAUACUGCCGUGCUCCGGUUUUGGCGAGAUGAGAUCGGUCGACCACUGCAGGUCUUUUACAACACUACCGAGCUUUGCGGUGGGUGCUUACCUACUACCCCUUGGACAAAGUCAGAUGAGAAGCAGCUUGACCGUUGCAUAGGAGGACCGAGCCGAAGUUUGACGGUCCGCUUGUCGGAAGGCGACCUUGGAGAACUGCUGGUCAAGGCCGCGGCGAUGUUCACACAGACAGGGGACCCCGUCCGUCGCUUGGGAGACGACUACUGCAUCGACGGGCGGGUGUCAUCGGAUUGUAAGCAGACCAGCGCUCCCAGCCAUCGUAAAUCUCCUGGGCUCCUCGUACUGACCGGCCUUUCGAGCUAUGCAGUUGUCAAGUUCCGCGGCUAUAAAGUUCCAAUCCUUGGAGUAGAGAUGCAUCUGCCAGACCUUCCGUUCAUCGCCGAGGGCUGCAUCCUCACAGCGACAUCCGAGGACAACGGUGGGCAAGUCGCGGCCCUGGUGCGGUUCCAGGCUGAUGCAGGGACCGUGCCACAACCAGACCAGUCAUGCCUGAAGUUCGUGCAGGAGAGCCUGGCCCCUAGUUUGCCAGCGUAUAUGCUCCCAACAAUGCUACGAGGUUUGCAAGAUGGAGAGGAAAUCCCCCGGUCCAUCUCCCUCAAGGCUCUCCGCCGCAAGGCUGUGGAGCAGCACUUUGCCUUGUCGGACAACGUGAAAUUGCCCCUAGAUGUAGAGUGUCGUUGUGUCGAUCAGGAUGCGCUUUCCAGGCCACUGAGAGCUUGGGACUGGGGCAGCCUGCAGUCUGCGAGAGAGGUCUAA